UUUAUUCAGAGCAAGAUGGGCUGGUACAAUAUUUUGACUGGAUUUCUACAAUUGCAUUUCUUUCAAAUGGCUGUUUCCCACUGCAUGGUGUAUCAGAUUCCCCCACAGAGCUUUCAGUUACCUUGCGUGCAACCACAGAAGAUUUCUAACUUUUCUUUGCUUUCUGAGAUUGUGGAAAAUAGUCCUAUUUCAAACAAAGAGCAUGCUACAAGUAAAACCAAUGCAACGGCUCUGGCAGCUGAAGAUAAAUUCCUUUGUUGCCACUGGAGUGAAAUAUCUAUUAAUUGUAUUAUAUAUACAGCAGAGAUGGAAGCCAGAGCAUUUACUUUCUCAGAACCUGGUGCUUUAUCAUCUCAUCAAAUAGAUUCAUUGUGGAAUCUACAGCUUUGGACUCAAGAAAGCACACAGGAAUUAUUGUGUAUUGUGGAAUUGUCUACCAAGUCACCGUACUGGAAUGAAGACCUUACAGUUAGUCUGCAUUAUGCAUUAACAGAUGUAUCAUUGGAAGCAACUUCUACACAUUCACUGAAGGACAAUUUUACAGUUACUCACUGCAAUUCUAUAAGAGACCAAAAAUAUGCAUGCCAAAUACCUUCAGUAAAACUCAACCAUACUUACAUUAUGUGGCUCAGGAUCACAGAUGGAAUAGCAUUGCUACAAUCGCCAUUAAUGUCUGUCAAGCCUAUCGAUAUUGUAAAACCUGAGCCUCCAUUACAUCUCAAAAUGGAAAUGACAGACAAAGGUCAGUUAAAGAUCUCUUGGUCUAGCCCAGCAUCAAAAUCAUAUCCACUUCAGUAUGAAAUAAAAUGUUUUGCCAAUUCAACUAAAAAUGUCUGGCAGGUGGUUCAGAUUACCUUGGAAACUUCAUUGAUCAUUAACAAUGCUCUAUUUGAUUCUUCGUACUACGUUCAAGUGCGGUGCAAAAGGCAUUAUGGAUCAGGCCUUUGGAGUGAUUGGAGCAUACCUUAUAGCAUGAAUCUGCCAGAUGUAAUGUAUUUUCCUCAAAAGAUCCUGGCAAGUGCUGGAACAAAUGUUUCAUUUUACUGUAUCUACAAAAACAAAGACAGGAUAAUUUCAUCCCGGAAGAUAAUCUGGUGGUUGAAUUUAGCAAAAGAAAUCCCUAGAAGUCAGUAUACAAUUGUGAAUGACUACAUUAGCAAAGUUACACUUGUCAACUUCAGCGCAAUGAAGCCUGGAGGGGAAUUUCUCUUCAAUGCCUUAUACUGUUGCGAUGAGAACAAGGAAUGCAAUCACCGUUACGCUGAACUGUAUACAAUAGAUGCUAAUAUCAGCAUAACAUGUGAAACCCAUGGUAAUUUACAAAAAAUGACUUGUAGAUGGUCCACCAACAGAAACCCACUGCUUUCAGAGAGCACCUUGUUGUUGAGAUAUUACAGGAGUGAUGUCUAUUGUUCAGAGUCUCCGACCAUGUCUUCUUAUUCAGAGAUAAAAGAAUGCCAACCCCAAAGGAACAAUUCUUAUGAGUGUAUCUUUCAGCCUUUUUACCUUCUUUCUGGAUACACAAUGUGGAUAGAGAUUAAGCAUUCAUUAGGAACAGUUACAUCUCAACCAGUGUGUAUCCUUCCUCAAGAAGUAGUGAAGCCAUUUUCUCCCACCAAUGUCAAAGCCGAAAUCACAGAAGAAGUAGGGCUGCUCCUUGUGAGAUGGAAUAACCCAGAGCUUCCAAAGAAUGAUCUUCAGUUUCAGAUUCGGUAUGCUGUCAAUGGAACAGAAAUUAAUUGGGAGAUGCAAGAAAUUUCUACUCCAUCUGUUAGCUUUGCCACUGUAGUUGUGCCGGAUCCCUGCACAGUUUAUAUUGUUCAGGUGCGUUGCAGCAUGACUGAUGGAGUUGGUUAUUGGAGCGACUGGAGUAAACCUGCUUACACUGUUGUCAAAGAUAUCAAAGCCCCAUUGAGAGGACCUGAAUUCUGGAGAAUUGUUAAUGAAGAUCCAGUGAGGAUUCAGAACAAUAUAACACUAUUUUGGAAGCCACUGAUGAAGAAUCUUUCUUUAUGCAGCGUGUUAGAAUAUAUGGUAGAGCAUACAACUUCAGAUAAUGUUACUUGGUCAGACUAUGUUGAAAAUGACACAGCAUAUACAUUUUUGUGGGCUGAGGAUGUACAUACCAUUAAGGUUCUAGCCAUCAAUUCAAUUGGAGCUUCUCCUGUGAAUUUUAUUUUAACUCUGUCAAAACAAAUGAGCACAGUAAACAUUGUGGAAUCUCUGAGGACUUAUCCUGUAAACAGCAGUUGUGUCAUUGUGUCCUGGACCCUUUCACCCAUGUCUUAUAUUAUUACAUCAUUUGUAAUUGAAUGGAUAAACCUGAAUGGGGAAGAGCAAAUAAAAUGGAUAAUGGUUCCUUCGGAUAUUAGAAAGUACCACAUUUUUGAUGAUUUCAUUCUCAUUGAGAAAUAUAGAUUUAGUUUGUAUCCAAUAACCUGGAAUGGAGUGAUGAAGCCCUCGGUGACAGAUGGAUUCUCCAAAGGUGACAUGGAAAAUCAGAAUGAUGUGAACUUCUAUGUUAUACUACCCUUAGUUAUUUCAUGUUCAGUUUUGCUGCUUGGAGCUUAUCUGAUCCUGCACCAAAGAAUGAAGAAGUUAUUUUGGGAUGAUGUCCCAAACCCCAAGAAUUGCUCCUGGGCACAAGGAGUUAAUUUUCAAAAGAGAAUGGACAUUCUUUGAAGUCUAAUCAUGGUCACUGCCUGAUGAACCAUUGUGACAGCUCCCAAGCUUCCUGUACAGAGUUGUUAGAAGAAUUAUCUAUUUGAAUUCAGAAGACAUAAUUACUUACACGUUAUUUCUUUAUCUGCUGACUUGUUUCCUAGUGUCGGAAAUAAUUUUGUUCAGUAAUGACAUACAGUUCUGACAACACUGCCAAUAUUUCAGUCCAGAUCAAGGUUUGUUACGUGUAAGAAAAAACACAUGGGUAUUGAAAGAAGGAGACAGUGUGUACUAUGCUGUUUUCCUUUCUCUCUAAACACUCAG
Molecule: messenger RNA, 2985 nt
Organism: Anolis sagrei ordinatus
Lineage: Eukaryota; Metazoa; Chordata; Lepidosauria; Squamata; Anolidae
Source: RefSeq, a predicted model, not a curated record